This is a messenger RNA of Acanthocheilonema viteae, 322 nucleotides long. Lineage: Eukaryota; Metazoa; Nematoda; Chromadorea; Rhabditida; Onchocercidae. The record is from the annotation of a GenBank genome assembly.
AUGCAUGUUGGUGGUACCGAAAUUGAUAUGCCAGGAAGGUGUAGUGCUGGCCAAAAGAUGCUUGCAUCGAUAUUGAUACGAAUUGCAUUAUCAGAUGUUUUCUGUGAUAAAUGUUCGAUUAUUGCACUUGAUGAACCGACUGCAAAUCUGGAUGUGUUGAAAAAUUUGGGCGAUAUGUUAGCAGAUAUUAUUUCGGCACGAUGUGCAAACAAUGCGAAAAUGUUCCAACUUAUUAUCAUAACACAUGACAACCGUUUUGUGGAACAUCUUCGACAAUUGUGUCGACCGGAAUGGGUUUAUUCAGUGUCAAAGGAUGAUGCAG